Messenger RNA from Perkinsus marinus ATCC 50983, 255 nucleotides. RefSeq lists its product as hypothetical. Lineage: Eukaryota; Perkinsozoa; Perkinsida; Perkinsidae. Gene Ontology annotation, biological process: cilium assembly. The annotation marks the transcript as partial. The transcript is spliced from 2 exons. The record is from RefSeq and is a predicted model, not a curated record. Gene Ontology annotation, cellular component: cilium; intraciliary transport particle B; centrosome.
CAUCAUCAUCAGGGACUGAGGACAGUGAGACCAGCGUUCAUGGAUGAGUAUGAGGAACUACAGGAGUUCAUGGAUCAACUUUACGAGGCUUAUGUGGACCGUUUCCGAAACCUAGACUACCUCGAACACGAGUUGGAUAUACUUAAUAGAGAGGAAGAAGAACGUAUAGAGGCCAAUGAGAAGAAGCUAAGGGCACUACAAAAGAAGCUACGCGAAGAGGUGCUGGUCGAUAUCAUUGUCUUCAGUGUUCAGUAG